This is a messenger RNA of Ectocarpus sp. CCAP 1310/34, 1724 nucleotides long. The record is from the annotation of a GenBank genome assembly. NCBI's taxonomy places the organism in Eukaryota, Phaeophyceae, Ectocarpales, Ectocarpaceae.
AUGCGUAUUCUAGGAUCCAUACAUCUGCCGGUGUUGUUUGACGGCGAUGCGCGAGUAGGAGACGUAGAGGCCUGUACCAGCAGCAUCCGGGGUGCCAUUUCUGUCGAUUGCACCAUACGCCUCCCAGUUGCAAGCCCCCUCCGCAACGCUCGACACCAGUUCAGUCUACUGACGGCUACCCCCGACAACGCCCCCGCAGUGCCCGCCGUUCCCACAGGUGUGCCCAGCUACGAGGACGUGGUGUGGGAGGACGACACCUCCUUCGAGUGGGACGUGCGACAAGUUCCGGAGACCACCGGCGUCGAGGGUUUCACCACUCGCGCGGGGGAAGUUGCGGCUGUGGGACCACAACCGCAGGACAGGCAGCUAGUGAUGGUCUUGCCGACCAAACGGUUCGAUUCAGAGCAGGGAGCUGUAGUGGAAGUAGCUCGCGCGUUGAUGUGGUGGGUUCCGGGGUCGCCUGUUUCGUGCAAGUUGGUCAACCGUGGUAAGGAGAAGGUGGCAGUCGAGGGUAGCCGGGUGAUAGCUCGCAUGGUAGCACUCAGUGUUCGCGACAAGCCGGCUUUCGAUUCGCUGUUUGACACUGCCCCCUCUGCUGCCGACCCACCCCUGGCUCCCCGUGAACCGCGCGCCCCGAGCCCGUCCCCACCUGAUGGGGAAUCCAUUCCGCGUGUUCGCGUAGAGGACGCCAACCUGGGGGCGCUGGGGACGCUCAAGAAGCAGCAACUCGUCAACGUCCUCGCAGCGUUCAUCGAAAACGGCCUGUUUCCGAUCGACCAAAAAGCGAGUGCCGGCUUGCAUCAACGAUGGAAAUCGCCGAGAAAGACCGUUAUAAGACGGCCUUUCGAGAUGCGGAUGAAUAAGUCGGCUUUGGGGCAUCUAUUGGGCGUGUUUAGCUGGCUUGACGACAUUCUCAUCGCUAGCGGCACGUGGAAAGAACAUCUCGCCACUCUGACGCUCGUUCUGAACCGCCUUCUGGCUGCGGGGCUGUCCGUAACCUUCGCGAAGUGCAUUUUCGGCGCAGCAUCGCAGGAGUUCCUCGGCAUGAUUAUCGACAGCACGGGCCUGUACACUGCUCCGUCUAGGCUAGAUGCAAUCGCACGCAUGCCUCGCCCACACACCGUAGAAGAGCUGCGCACGUUUUUGGGUCUCACCGGCUACUUGUGUCAGUUUGUACCCAACUACGGUUUGACUGCCGCUUCGCUCACCAACAUUAUCCUGCGCAACAAAGCCUUCGCUUCGAAACGUGCACGCAAGCUUCCUAUCCCGUGGUCCGCAGCUGAGGAAGGCGCCUUCCAGUCUUUACGAGAAACGUUGGCUUCCCCGAAGGUCCUCGCUUUCCCUUACCUUGAGCGUCCGUUCGAACUGCACACGGAUGCUAGCACGCUGGGUGUAGGAGCUUCGCUCAUGCAGACAGUCGAUGGUGUCACCAGAGCGGUCGCGUUCGCGAGCCACCGGUUUUCACAAACCGAUGCUAGACGCGGGCCCACGGAACGAGAAUGCAUGGCGGUCCUCUGGGCGGUAGACCACUUCCGGCCGUACCUAGCUGGUAGACGGUGGGCGCUGCGGCUGAUGGAGUACGACCUGGAGCUGGAAUGGAAGGCGGGGGUAGAGCACGUAGUGCCCGAUGCUUUGUCCCGGUUGCCCGUGGCGAACCCGGUAGAGAGAGGGCGACGUCGACGAUUCGUUUCCGGAUGAUCUGUCGUUUACUGCAGGCGCUGCGG